AUUCCAGCACAGAUGACGAGUCCAUUCCGGAAGAAGGCGUCAUCGGAGGACGGAUAUCCACACCCGAUCGGGACAACUACAACCUCCCACGUGAUCACAUUCUCGGCCGAGAACCCAUGAAGCUUCCAUCAACCCGCGAACAUCAUCACUCGAGUCAACAGAAACAGCAAACGCAACCGGCGCCAAUCGAGCGACGACCUCCGCAAAGCAUACCCACCCAAAACACCCAGCAUGCCACCCUGUCGGAUACCUCUAGCGCCGGAUCGCCGCCGGCAAUGCACCGAACCUACUAUAACCAGAAGAACAGUUACGAUAUUACCGACAUUUCUGAGUACCAGCAGCGGCCUUACGCCGCUCCGGAUAUCACUCAGUUCAGUGCCAAUACAAGACGAGGAGCAGAUCGCGUUACGCGAUAUGUGAAUCUCUCCAACCAAGAACCCGGUGACACGGGUACCGCCGGUCGAUGGAAGGUCUCGGCCAAAAUACAACAACUGCUGAACACGUUGAAACGACCGAAACGUCGACCGCUACCGGAAUUCUACGAAGACAAUGACAUCGAGCUGGAGAUCGCUGCCAAUCCGAAAGACCCCAACGCCCCCAAACCGGAAGGUAACGUCAUGAGUCCGGUCCAAGGCGAACAGCUGAUCGUCCCGUCCGGACUGCCACGAACGCUGGAGGCCGCCCUACAACGGUACGGUACAAGUUCGUUCAAGGCUCCGAUGGCGACCGUGCUGGAUCCGAACGGAAAAAUGACCACGACGCUGACCUACGGAAAGCUGCUGUCCCGAGCGCAGAAAAUUGCCUACGCCCUGUCCACCAAAGUAUUCAGCAAAGGUCCCGAGCAGAUAUCGCUCAAGCCGGGCGACCGGGUCGCUCUGGUUUAUCCCAACAGUGAUCCACUAAGCUUUAUAACGGCGUGGUACGGUUGCAUGUUCCGAGGCCUCGUCCCGCUGCCCAUCGAGCUACCUCUGUCCAGUUCCGACUCCCCACCGCAACAGGUCGGUUUCCUGUUGAGCUCGUGCGGCGUACAGGUGGCCCUGACCUCGGAAGCGUGCUUAAAGGGAUUACCAAAGUCGUCGACCGGUGAGGUGGCCAAGCUAAAAGGAUGGCCACGGUUGCACUGGUUCGUCACCGAACAUUUGCCCAAAGUCCCGAAAGACUUCAACACGAACAACAACCGCAUCAGUGAGGAUUCGAUCGCCUACAUUGAGUACACUACCGACAAGGAAGGCAGCGUUAUGGGAGUGACCGUGUCGCGCCAAUCCAUGAUCAACCACUGUCGAGCGCUGACGAUGGCCUGCCACUACACGGAAGGCGAAACCAUCGUUUGUGUGCUCGACUUCAAACGAGAAGUCGGACUGUGGCACAGUAUCCUGACUUCGGUGCUCAAUGGAAUGCACGUGCUCUUUAUACCUUACGCACUCAUGAAGCUCAAACCUUCCUCAUGGAUGCAGCUUAUCACCAAAUACCGGGCGUCUUGUUGCUUAGUGAAGAGCCGAGAUUUGCACUGGGGUCUUCUGGCCACCAAGGAUCACAAGGAAAUCUCUCUGUCGUCCCUGCGAAUGCUGCUGGUCGCGGACGGUGCCAAUCCGUGGUCUCUUUCUAGCUGUGAUCAAUUCCUGAGCGUAUUCCAAUCCAAAGGUCUUCGACCGGAUGCGAUCUGUCCCUGUGCCAGCAGCUCGGAGGUGUUUACCGUUUCGCUGCGACGACCUGGUCGAUCCGCCGGAGGAUACAGUCAAUCGGCCACCGGAAGGGGCGUCCUUUCGAUGGCUGCCCUUUCGCAUGGAGUGGUUCGUGUGGACAGCGAGGACUCUCUGACGUCGCUCACCUUGCAGGAUUGUGGCCAAGUGAUGCCGAGUGCUACCAUGGUCGUGGUCAACGCCGAAGGUCCUCCGGUGCUGUGCAAAACAGAUCAAGUCGGUGAGAUUUGCGUAACUUCUGGAUCUACUGGAACUACCUACUAUGGAUUGGAUGGCAUGACCAAUGCAACGUUCAAGGUUCAGCCGCUCACGGAACCACCUCCGGCCAAAGAAGGCGAAGUGCAAUCACCAGGAAAACCAAUCAGCGAAGAGCUAUACGUAAGAAGUGGUCUGCUAGGCUUCCUAGGUCCCGGAGGCCUUGUGUUUGUGUGUGGCUCCCGGGAUGGCCUUAUGACCGUAACUGGGCGCAAGCACAACGCUGAUGACAUCAUUGCCACAGUUUUGGCCGUUGAACCGAUGCGAUUCAUCUACCGCGGCCGAAUCGCCGUGUUCAGCAUAAAGGUCCUUCGGGACGAACGGGUUUGUGUCAUUGCUGAGCAACGUCCGGACUGCUCGGAGGAAGAGUCCUUCCAGUGGAUGUCGCGCGUCUUGCAGGCGGUAGACUCCAUCCAUCAGGUGGGAAUCUACUGUCUCGCUCUGGUUCCUCCGAAUCAUUUGCCAAAAACACCGCUGGGAGGUAUUCAUCUGACCGAGGCUCGCCGAAGGUUCCUGGAAGGAUCGCUGCAUCCGGCCAAUGUGCUGAUGUGUCCGCACACUUGCGUCACCAAUCUGCCCAAACCUAGAGAACUGCACCACGGUUCUAUCCAACAACUCCAAAUUUCCGGCACCACACCGUCGUCGUCCACGUCGAUCAACACCGCCGGAACAGACGCCUCCGUGGGGCCGGCUUCGGUGAUGGUCGGUAAUUUGGUCCAGGGCAACCGGUUGGCCUCGGCACAGGGACGCGACAUCGGACUGGCGGACGAUAACGAACGAAAGCAUCAACUGAUUACCGGAGUGCUCCGAUGGCGAGCCAACUCGUCGCCCGACCACGUACUGUACACCCUGCUGAACUCCAAGGGUGCCGUCGCCAAGACCCUCACCUGUUCCGAGCUGCACAAACGAGCCGAGAAGAUCGCAGCGCUGCUACAGGAGCGCGGCAAAGUCAACCCGGGUGAUCACGUGGCGCUGAUAUUCCCACCGGGACUGGAUCUGAUUUGCGCUUUUUACGGGUGCCUGUAUCUGGGUGCGAUUCCGGUUACGAUACGGCCACCUCAUCCGCAAAACCUCAUCACCACCCUGCCCACCGUACGGAUGAUUGUGGAUGUGUCCAAGAGCGGCAUCAUCCUGUCCAUCCAAAGCAUCAUCAAACUGCUCAAAUCGCGCGAAGCUGCCACCUCGAUCGACCCCAAGAGUUGGCCCGUCAUUUUGGACAUCGAGGAUAACCCCAAACGGAAACUUGCUGCUAUUGCCAACAGUACGUUGGAUUCGACGGCCUAUCUGGACUUUAGUGUAUCAACUUGCGGACGUCUCAGUGGAGUCAUCAUUACGCAUCGAUCUCUUUCGAGUUUAUGUGCCAGUUUGAAAUUAGCCUGUGAAUUGUAUCCUAGUCGCCACGUGGCCCUCUGUCUCGAUCCCUACUGUGGAUUGGGAUUCUCCAUGUGGACCCUAAUCAGCGUCUACAGUGGUCACCAUUCGAUUCUGAUAGCACCGUACGAGGUCGAAGCAAAUCCAAGCUUAUGGCUAAGUACGCUAUCGCAGUACCGCGUACGAGAUACCUUCUGUUCGUACGGAGUGAUAGAACUCUGUACAAAGGCGCUCAGCAACUCUAUCCAGAUGCUCAAGCAGCGCAACAUCAAUCUUGGUUGUGUACGAACGUGUGUGGUGGUCGCCGAGGAACGACCCCGAGUACAACUGACGCAGCAAUUCUGCAAGUUGUUCCAAGCGCUGGGACUGAACAUGCGUUGCGUGUCGACUUCGUUUGGAUGUCGCGUGAACCCGGCCAUAUGCGUACAAGGUGCCAGCUCUGCGGAAAGUGCUCAAGUCUAUGUAGAUCUCCGAGCCCUACGGAACAACAGGGUAGCGCUGGUCGAACGAGGUGCUCCGAAUUCGUUAUGCUUAGUCGAGUCCGGUAAACUUCUGCCCGGAGUUAAAGUCAUCAUUGCCAAUCCGGACAGUAAAGGCCAGUGUGGCGAUUCUCACUUGGGUGAGAUAUGGGUACAAUCACCUCACAACUCGAACGGGUACUUCACCAUCUACGGAGAUGAGACCGACUACAAUGAUCACUUCAAUGCCAAAUUGGUAACCGGAAGUAGUACCAGCGAAACGUGGGCCCGGACCGGAUAUUUAGGAUUCCUCCGGCGGACCGAGUGCUCCCAGGCGGGUUCCAUUUUGGACGAAACGACGCCCAGCAUUGCCAGUCGAGAUUCGGAUAACGAAUCAAUUCAUUCGCAGGGCCAUAACACGCUGAACUCGACUACAAGCUCGAACGCAGCCACCACCACCAUCACCGGCAGUGGCAACGAGCAGGAGCUGCACGAUGCGGUCUACAUCGUCGGUGCCCUGGACGAGGUUAUCACACUGCGCGGCAUGUACUACCAUCCGAUCGAUAUUGAAAAUUCGGUGCUCCGAUGCCACAAGAAGAUUGCCGAAUGUGCGGUGUUCACGUGGACCAAUCUGCUGGUAGUGGUUGUCGAACUGGAUGGCAACGAAUCGGAAGCGCUCGAUCUGGUGCCGCUGGUGACCAACACGGUGCUGGAGGAACAUCAGCUGAUUGUUGGAGUGGUUGUCGUGGUCGAUCCAGGUGUCGUACCUAUCAACAGUCGAGGCGAAAAGCAGCGAAUGCACCUGCGGGAUGGAUUCCUCGCCGACCAACUGGAUCCCAUCUACGUUGCCUACAAUAUGUAAACGCAUCUACCUACCACUACUACCUUGUCCAGGUUGGCCAGCAAACGUGAUUCGUGCCUCUUAUUUGUUAGGCUUUUAAAGUGAUGCUUUCCACGCUUGCAUGGUGGAAAGCAGCAUGUCAGGUGAUAUUAACAAACAAAAAAAGAAGAAUUAUAAGAGGAAAAACCAACGCACAUCACAAACACAAACACGUCGUCUAAAUGAUGAGUCAAAUUCCGAACACUCGAGAAAACGUGAACGCUCAGCUACACACUGACAUGAGAUGGUUGAUGGCAGAAGCGAUAAAGCUCCAAUCAUCCAAACCCUUCAACGUAAAGUUAUUCUGUAAAUAAUUUGUACACAUCUAGGUUGGACAAGCGAAGUUAAUUUUCUCGAUCCGUAUGCUAAUCAUUAAUGGUUCUACUAGUUCUCAAUCGAUUUAUUAGGGUUGAACAUUAGAAUGAGCUUAGUUGAUAUAUACUUAGGUAUUUGUUAAAAACGACAAAAACUGGAACUUGCACGUUUCCCGUGUGAAAAGAAAGCUUGCUGGAAAAUAUGGUAGAGAUUGUACAUUUGUUUCUUUUGCACAAAUUUUUUAUCAACUCUACUUUACGUUAUUUUCAGUAUUCACAUGUUUUGUUAGCUUUUGUUUUGAGAGAAAAAUAAGGUGAGUUGCUUUGGAUCCUUUUUUCGAAACAAGGACAAGCAAUAGAUUAUUUUAUUGGCCUGUUGUUUAUUUUAACUUCAUAAUCUAGUCUCUAUUAAUUUGUUUUUGUAAAUGUUUUAUCGUCACAGUUUUAGGCAAAACAAACGAUAAAUUGAUUUUAUUUUGUGAUUUAUUCGUAAAUUAACAUUUUAUUCUGUGUCUUGGAUCUCUGUUCCUUACAAUCAAUACUAUCAAAACUCAUCGCUCAUCAUUCCCCUUAAUCCAUACAUCAAUCUUCCAAACUUCAUCCAAACUCGUCAACUUUUUCAAACACUAAACGCUACGAGCAAAGCACUAGCAAUUAUGAGGAUUUAAAUAGUCGUAUUGUUUAGAGAAGAUAUACAAACUCUUUCAUCUGGUUAUAAUUCAACUGAUAUAAAGUAAAAAGAAAAAUCAAUCCAUUCUUUUGUACAUUAAAAAAUAAUGGAACCAUUUAAACUUGAAAUGAUAAUUUUAAGGUGUGCUCGAUUUUCAGCCACGAACUGCUCUGAUUAUUGGAUAAAUGAAAACAAUGUAAAGGAUAUAAGCAAAACUGUAAGCCAAGGAAGAGGAAUUAGAAUGAUUAGUUGGUUAUAAAACUUCACCCAAUAUUUCGCAAAUUUUCUCUCUGUAACCUAUAUAUUCAUAAUUAGCAAUCACACACACAAACACAAGUCACGUACGAAACUAGAGUUACUACAAUUUACAAACAAAAGAAAAAGGCCAACGAAAAAAAAACGCGAGGAUAACUGUGGAAAGCACAUGCAAAUUGUGUAAUUGUGUAGGUAAACGCGUCUGCUCAUUAACGGUAGAAUCGUGCAAAAUUGGAAAAUCCGGAAGGUGAAUCGCGCACAUGCACAUACAGACACAAAUACAAACACACUCAAAAACCUAUUACAGUUCAAGGUUAGUAUGUACGCGUAGGAUGUGAACCCGGCAUUGAAACUGACAAAUUUUACAGACAAUGUUCGUUAAUGGUGGGAGUUAAAAAACAUCCGUUUUGGCAGUAACACAACAAUUGGUGAAACACUAAUUCCUUUGUAUUUCUCUUAGUGAACGGCGAAUAAUUCAAGUGAAUAUUUAAUUUAGAAAAUAAAUGUAUUUAGAAAAAAAAAA
Messenger RNA from Aedes albopictus (Asian tiger mosquito), 6426 nucleotides. RefSeq names its product disco-interacting protein 2 (gene DIP2). The record is from RefSeq and is a predicted model, not a curated record. NCBI's taxonomy places the organism in Eukaryota, Metazoa, Arthropoda, Insecta, Diptera, Culicidae.